Molecule: messenger RNA, 1910 nt
Organism: Octodon degus (degu)
Lineage: Eukaryota; Metazoa; Chordata; Mammalia; Rodentia; Octodontidae
Gene: Mfge8
Product: milk fat globule-EGF factor 8 protein
Exons: 9
Coding region: 52-1347 (431 amino acids)
Source: RefSeq, a predicted model, not a curated record
AUUUAUUCGGGGCCGGGCACACAGGCAGCGAGGACCCGCGCCGGUAUCAGCAUGCCGGAGCACUGCUUGCUGGCCGCCCUCUGCGGCGCGCUGCUCUGCGCCUCCGGCCUCCUGGCCGCCUCGGGUGACUUCUGUGACUCCAGCAUUUGCCUGAAUGGUGGCACCUGCUUGUUGGACCAGGAAAGUGUCUCUUACUGCCUCUGCCCUGAGGGCUUCACAGGCCUCCUUUGCAAUGAGACAGAGAAAGGUCCCUGUUCGCCCAAUCCCUGCUACCACAAUGCUGGGUGUCAGGUCAUGGACAGCUCCCACCGAGGGGAUGUGUUCACCUCAUACACCUGUGACUGCCCUCCGGGCUACGUGGGCAUCCACUGCGAGUCAAAGUGCAUGACGGGCCUGGGCAUGGAGGGGGGCGCCAUUGCUGACUCACAGAUCUCUGCGUCGUCCCUGUACUUGGGUUUCCUGGGCUUGCAGCGCUGGGCUCCGGAGCUGGCCCGGCUUCACCGCUCAGGCAUCGUCAACGCCUGGACGGCCAGCAACUACGACAGGAAGCCCUGGAUCCAGGUGAACCUCCUUCGGAAGAUGCGGGUGACCGGUGUGGUGACACAGGGCGCCAGCCGAGCAGGCAGUGCAGAGUAUGUGAGGACCUUCAAAGUGGCCUACAGCCCGGAUGGACGCAAGUUCCACUUCAUCCAGGAUGAAGAGGGCUCUGGGGACAAGGUGUUCGAGGGUAACGUCAACAACAGGGGCCUGAAGCUCAACCUGUUCAGCACCCCGCUGGAGAUACAGUAUGUGAGGCUGUACCCCAUGAUCUGCUACAGGGCCUGCACCCUACGCUUUGAGCUCCUGGGCUGUGAACUGAAUGGGUGCUCUGAACCCCUGGGCCUGAAGGACCACACCAUCCCCGACAGGCAGAUUACAGCCUCCAGCAGCUACAAGAUGUGGGGGCUGCGAGCCUUGAGCUGGUUUCCCUUCUUUGCCCGGCUGGACAAUCAGGGCAAGAUCAAUGCCUGGACCGCACAGGGCAACUCGCCCAAUGGCACCGAGUGGCUGCAGGUUGACCUGGGCUCUGAGAAGCAGGUGACGGGGAUCAUUACUCAGGGCGCCCGUGACAUGGGCCACAUCCAGUAUGUAGCUUCCUACAAAGUGGCCUACAGCAACAAUGGCAUCAACUGGACUGAAUACAAGGAGCCAGGGGCCACGGACAGCAAGAUCUUCCUCGGCAACUUGGACAACAACUCCCAUAAGAAGAACGUGUUUGAGACGCCCUUGUUCGCGCGCUACGUGCGCGUGCUGCCCGUGUCCUGGCACAACCGCAUCACCCUGCGCCUGGAGCUGCUGGGCUGUUAGCACUUGCCCAUAGGUCAAGUCUGAGGGACACCCUGCUCCUGCCUGCUGUGGCCUGCUGCCUUAUCAUCCCCCUCCAGUGGCAGUGGGAGCUGGGGAUGGAGAGGGAUGGGCCUUAGGGGAGGCCCCUGCGCUGUCGCCCUCCCUCCCCUUUCCUUCCAGCUCCAAGGCCUCCCAUCCCACCUUGUUUCUCAGGCUGUCUGAGGGUAUCAGUUGGGAUUCAUUGGGCUACAUACCGAGUCAGGCGGGUGGCUUUUUGGCACCUCUCAGAUCCAGGGACCCCGAUGCUGGAUUGACUCCAGAUGGAGUCCCCCAACCCAGACAGUGGGCCAGGAUUACAGCCCAGGAUGCACGCUGCCACCCCACUCUGCACCGCCCUGACCCCUCAUCUACCGGAGACCCCUCUUGACCCUGUCCCUGGGAGGAGGACAAAAGGGGCACCAGGGCUGCGGAGAGACAGGAGACUGAAGCCAGCCUGGUGCCCAGCAGGUGGGCAGGAUGGGCAGGGUGGCUCCUUGCCCAGGCCGCAGGCAGCUUCUGAAAUAUAUCUGUACUCGCCACUGGAA